AUGGCAGGAAAGACCUUUGGCUCGUCUUUCCCCUAUGCCGACCCCUUGUGGUACUCUCGGGGCGUCUCGCCCUAUUACAACGAGAGCCAUAGACAGCUGAGAAAGGACGUUCGUCAAUACGUGGAUGACCACAUCACUCCGUAUUGCGAGCAGUGGGAGAAACAAGGCCACGUCCCUGCAGAGGUCAUCAGGAAGCAUUCAGACCUUGGAUAUACGGCAGUGUCGGUCUUCCCCUUGGACAAAGAAUACGCCAAAGGCAUCCGGUUGCCUGGAGAUAUCCCGCUGGACAAAUGGGACGCCUUUCACGACUUGAUCUGCAUCGACGAGAUCAUGCGGUGCGGCUACCUGGGCGUGGUUUGGGGCUUGACUGGGGGAAACAUCUACGGCGCACCACCGCUUGUCAACUAUGGGACGGCACGACAGAAGCGACAGUUCCUGCCAGGCAUCUUGAGAGGAGAUAUACGCUUCGCCCUCGCGGUCACCGAGCCUGAUGCUGGAUCGGAUGUCGCAAAUAUCCAGACAACCGCGACGAGAAACGGCGACGUCUAUGUAGUCAACGGUGCGAAAAAAUGGAUCACCAACGGCUUGUGGGCGGACUACUGCACCACUGCUGUGCGGACCGGCGGCCCUGGCGCCAACGGCAUCUCAGUGCUGAUAGUCCCCAUGAAGAACAAAGGCGUCACAUGUCGUCGGAUGGAAAACUCUGGAGUAUCAGCCAGUGGAUCGACAUACAUCGACUUUGACGACGUCGAGGUACCCGUGGAGAAUCUGCUGGGUUCAGAAAACCAAGGGUUUCCCAUGAUCAUGUCCAAUUUCAACCACGAACGCCUUUGGCUCGCCUGUGCAAGUCUCCGCCUGGCACGAGUCUGCGCCGAAGACGCCUUCCGACACGCCAUCAUCCGCGAAACGUUUGGGCACAAACUGAUCGAGAGCCCCGUGAUCCGGUGGAAGUUCUCCACGUUCGGCAGACUGCUCAACUCGGCGCACGCGCACAUGGAGGAGCUGACGUACCUGCUGCACACGAUGGACAAGGCCGCGGCCCAGGACGCACGGCUGGGCGGGCAACUGGCGAACCUGAAAGUCCUGGCCGGGCGGGUUCUGGAGCGGGUGAACCGCGAAGCGCAGCAGGUGCUCGGCGGGGCGGGAUACAACAAGACCGGGAGGGGGGCGCGCAUCGAGCAGAUCAGUCGGGACCUCAGGCCGUUGGUGGUGGGAGGUGGGAGUGACGAGAUCUUGUCGGACUUGGCCAUUCGAGAGGAGAUUAAGCGGUCGGGCGUGGGUGUGAAUCUGAGCAGACUGUAA
This is a messenger RNA of Fonsecaea nubica, 1302 nucleotides long. RefSeq lists its product as hypothetical. Lineage: Eukaryota; Fungi; Ascomycota; Eurotiomycetes; Chaetothyriales; Herpotrichiellaceae. Bases 1 to 1302 code for a protein of 433 amino acids. The record is from RefSeq and is a predicted model, not a curated record. Gene Ontology annotation, molecular function: oxidoreductase activity, acting on the CH-CH group of donors; flavin adenine dinucleotide binding. The transcript is spliced from 5 exons.